This is a messenger RNA of Amphimedon queenslandica, 2275 nucleotides long. RefSeq names its product Wilms tumor protein-like. The record is from RefSeq and is a predicted model, not a curated record. NCBI's taxonomy places the organism in Eukaryota, Metazoa, Porifera, Demospongiae, Haplosclerida, Niphatidae. The transcript is spliced from 2 exons. Gene Ontology annotation, molecular function: DNA-binding transcription factor activity, RNA polymerase II-specific; RNA polymerase II cis-regulatory region sequence-specific DNA binding. Bases 194 to 1585 code for a protein of 463 amino acids. Gene Ontology annotation, biological process: regulation of transcription by RNA polymerase II.
GUCUCUCAUUUUAACAAUCGCUUCUCCCACUCUCUCUUUUCUCUUUCUCUCUCUCUCAGUUCUGUUUCGCUGGUCGGAAACAGGCUAUACCAACUGCUCAGCUUAACGAAUCAACAAGAAAGCUUCUCUUAAUUCCUUUAAACCAAUCUACUUAUUAACAAUUUAUUCUUUACUAAGCGACCAAGUACAAAAAAUGGCCUGCGAAGUAGCUAUGCUUAACCCACAGCUGGACAUGAACACGCCAGUGGCUAUUGCCGAGGGAUUCUACAGCCCCCAGCACUGGAGCUCUGCAGCAGACAUGAGCCCGCCAAACAACUAUGCCAACUCUCCGAUACAAGCUGCAGGAUCGCCUAACAGUUGCGCCGCUCACAGUCCUUCGUACGGGCACUCUCCUGUUAUGGCUGGUCAUCAUUCCCCAGUUCCUGCAGCAGCUUCUCUGUCUCCGGUCCAUUCGCCUCCAAUGAUGCAACAGCUUGGAUCUCCACACCACAUGAUCAAGCAGGAGGGAGAUUUUGCAUGUGCCGUCACUGCAGAACAGCAAAUGGUAGCUGCCGUUUAUGGAAAACCUCACCCGCCCGAGCUCAUUAGUUCUAACAUCUUCCCAGGAGCAGAGGUUCCUUCAUUCGUUGAAACAACACACUUCAUUGAGGACUCCUACCCAGAGCUCUUUGGUGGUAUGCAGCGUCUCAAACACGAGGGAGCAUCACCUCCUCCUCCACCAUACUCUGUCGCAGCUGCUACCAGCAUCUAUAACAGCCCACCUCACUCCGACAGGGAGUACACUCACUCUCCUUGCUCCCCUUAUCUUGAUCAGCAGCUGGUUGAUGCUACACCACUCCAGUACGUCGGAGACUUCCCCACUCCAGUCCCUACUCCAGUCUCUAGCCUUGCCACUACUACUCCACUGGAGCACUUCCCACCAGUCGCUGAUUUCACCACCUCCAACUGCGGUACUGCAUGUACUUACACCAUGUCUGCUAACCAGCAAUACGGGAUCAAGUCUCAGUACGAUCUCCUCCCCACAGCUGGUCCUUGCAUGCCUCAGGAGACAGCAGUCACUGGAGCUCAGGCUCAGUUCGAUCUCUCAAUGGCAGCAGCUCAGCCUGGCUUUAUGCUUCCUCCUAGCUCUAUAGCUCCUCAUAGCGGCUCCUUCAUGAGUCAGCCUCAACCUCAGCCUCCUGUCAAUCCAGCUAAGACCGAUGAGCAGAGGAAACCAUUUGUUUGUCUUUAUCCUGGCUGCACUAAGCGCUACCUCAAGCUCUCUCAUCUCCAGAUGCACAUCAGGAAGCACACCGGUGAGAAACCUUACGUCUGUGAGCACGAGGGCUGCGGGAAACGUUUCUCACGCUCAGACCAGCUCCGCCGACACAGCCGCAAGCACACUGGAAUCCGUCCCUUCCAAUGUGAAGUCUGUCAGAGGAAGUUCUCACGAUCCGAUCAUCUCAAGACUCACAUGCGUACACACACCGGAGAGAAACCUCACGUUUGCUCAUGGCCAAACUGUCCAAAGCGCUUUGCCCGCUCUGACGAGCUCGGACGACAUUUGGCAAUGCACAGGAGGCACCUUGAGAAGAACCGUUUCUAAGCUCGCACUAUUGCAAACUUCCUCUAUACCAAGACAGUUCUUCUGAAAGAAUGGCUCUGCUAAUGGUUCUGUCUAUCUUUUUGAAAGUUUGCUUGUGUGUGUGUGUGAGAUUCGACCAACUCCUCCUCAAUUCUAAUUUCUGCCCAAACUAUGUGUUCCUGUACCAUAUUACUACUGUAUCUAGCUUAUACUAACUAGACUUAAAGCCACUGGUAAUCCAGCUCUAACUAUAUCCUAAUGUAUUACUACUGAUAAUUAACAACUAUAGCCUACUAGUACUUACUUGUACCUUAAUGAGUGUUAGAUUUAACUUAACUUUAAUUGUACUUGUACUUAUUACUUCUACUUUAAACUAUUCAUAAUUAUAAUUUUAGUUUUACCUACUAAUCUUAACUAUAAUCAUUACUUUUUACUUUAUAAUAAUCAUUCUACUUUACUAUUAUAUUAUCAUAGUUUUAUUAUACUUCUUUAAUUUACCUUUACAAUUGUAACUUUAUUUUACUUCUUAUAAUACUUCUAUUCACUAUUAUAGUUAUUUUUUUAUUACUAUUACAAUGAUGAAAAAAAAUUCAUUCGACAUAUUCUUUUGUCUCCAUUAUGCACUUGUCCUUCGUCUAAUAAUAACUGUUGUGUAUUUGUGUCCUCCUAUUCUUAUUAUUAUUAUUAUUAUUAUUAUUAUCAUAAAUAUAA